GACAUCGGCUCGCUGAAAAUGACCGAGCUGGAGACCGAGGUGCCCCCCCUGCCGCCCAGGUACCGAUUCCGGGAUCUGCUGCUCGGGGAUCAGACCUUCCAGAACGACGACAGGGUCCAGGUGGAGUUCUACGUCAACGAAAACACAUUCAAGGAGAGACUCAAACUGUUCUUCAUCAAAAACCAAAGAUCAAGCCUCAGAAUUCGUCUUUUUAACUUCUCCCUGAAGCUGUUGUCCUGCCUGCUGUACAUCGUUCGGGUUUUACUGGACGAUCCCACGGAGGGCAUCGGCUGCUGGGGCUGCUCCAAACAGAAUUACACGGCGAGAAAAUACCCCGAUAUUAACUGGGAUCCCAUCUUGUGGGUGGACAGGAGGAUGCCGCUUUGGGCUAUUCAGGUCACCGUGGCGAUAAUCAGUUUCCUGGAGACGAUGCUCCUCAUCUAUCUCAGCUAUAAGGGCAACAUUUGGGAACAGAUCAUCCGGAUUUCAUUCAUCUUGGAAAUGAUUAACACCGUUCCGUUCAUCAUUACUAUUUUUUGGCCUCCUCUACGGAAUUUAUUCAUCCCCGUUUUCCUCAACUGCUGGUUGGCGAAAUGCGUCUUGGAGAACAUGAUUAACGACCUGCAUCGGGCUAUCCAGAGGACGCAGUCCGCCAUGUUUAAUCAGGUCAUCAUUCUGAUUUGUACUCUUCUGUGCCUCGUCUUCACGGGAAUGUGUGGAAUUCAACACCUGGAAAGAGCAGGAGAAAACCUCUCUCUCUUCAAAUCCUUUUAUUUCUGCAUAGUGACCUUCUCCACGGUGGGUUAUGGGGACGUCACCCCCAAAAUCUGGCCUUCCCAGCUCUUGGUGGUGGUUAUGAUCUGUGUGGCGCUCGUGGUCUUACCUCUCCAGUUCGAGGAGUUGGUGUAUCUGUGGAUGGAGAGGCAGAAAUCGGGGGGGAAUUACAGCCGUCAUCGAGCCCAGACGGAGAAACACGUUGUUCUUUGUGUCAGCUCCCUGAAAAUCGAUCUGCUCAUGGAUUUCCUGAACGAGUUCUACGCGCACCCGAGGCUGCAGGACUACUACGUGGUGAUCCUCUGCCCCACGGAGAUGGACAUCCAAGUGCGGCGGGUCCUUCAGAUACCCCUGUGGUCCCAGAGGGUGAUUUACCUUCAAGGAUCCGCUCUGAAAGAUCAAGAUCUCAUGAGGGCCAAGAUGGAUGACGCCGAAGCCUGCUUUAUCCUCAGCAGCCGCAACGAAGUGGAUCGCACGGCAGCCGACCACCAGACCAUUCUCAGAGCCUGGGCUGUGAAGGAUUUCGCUCCUAAUUGUCCUCUUUACGUUCAAAUUCUGAAGCCCGAGAAUAAAUUCCACGUGAAGUUCGCAGAUCACGUGGUUUGCGAGGAGGAGUUUAAAUACGCCAUGCUGGCCCUGAACUGCGUGUGUCCCGCCACGUCCACCCUCAUCACCCUCCUGGUCCACACCUCCAGAGGACAGGAAGGCCAGCAGUCCCCAGAGCAGUGGCAGCGGAUGUACGGGCGAUGUUCUGGAAACGAGGUGUAUCACAUCCGCAUGGGGGACAGCAAAUUCUUCAUGGAGUACGAAGGGAAGAGUUUCACGUAUGCGGCUUUCCACGCCCACAAAAAGUACGGCGUGUGUUUGAUCGGCGUGAAGAGGGAGGACAGUAAGAGCAUUUUACUGAACCCCGGGCCGAGGCACAUCAUGGUGGGGUCCGACACCUGCUUCUACAUAAACAUCACCAAGGAGGAGAACUCGGCUUUCAUCUUCAAGCAGGAGGAGAAGCAGAAGAGAAAAGGCAGAGGGCUCUUCGAUGGACCGUCCAGGCUGCCCGUUCACAGCAUCAUCGCCAGCAUGGGCACGGUGGCCAUGGACCUGCAGAAUACAGAGUGUCGACCGGCGCACAGCAGCAAACUAACCCUCCCGUCGGAGAACGGCUCGGGGGCUAGAAGACCCAGCAUUGCCCCAGUGCUCGAAAUUGCAGACAGCAGUACGGUCCUGCCAUGUGACCUCCUGAGUGACCAAUCAGAGGAUGAGAUGACACAGUCUGACGACGAAGGCCUCCCCGUCCUUGAGUACGUGAAAGGAUACCCUCCAAACUCCCCGUAUAUCGGGAGCUCUCCAACCCUCUGCCACCUUCUGCCUUCGAAAGCCUCGUUCUGCUGCCUCCGCCUGGACAAGGGCUGCAAACACAACAGUUUUGAAGACGCCAAGGCCUACGGCUUCAAGAACAAGCUGAUUAUUGUAUCGGCCGAGACCGCCGGCAACGGACUGUACAACUUCAUCGUCCCUCUCCGUGCAUAUUACCGAUCCCGCAAAGAACUCAAUCCCAUCGUUCUGCUCCUGGACAACCCGCCUGACAAUCAUUUCCUGGAGGCCAUCUGCUGUUUUCCAAUGGUCUACUUCAUGGUGGGAACCAUCGAUAACCUGGAUAACUUAUUGCAGUGCGGAAUCAUUUACGCGGACAAUCUGGUGGUCGUGGAUAAGGAGAGCACCAUGAGCGCGGAGGAGGACUACAUGGCAGAUGCCAAGACUAUCGUCAACGUGCAAACGAUGUUCAGGCUUUUCCCAAGUCUCAGUAUCACCACCGAGCUCACGCAUCCCUCCAACAUGCGCUUCAUGCAGUUCAGGGCAAAGGAUUGUUAUUCCCUCGCUCUGUCCAAACUCGAAAAGAAAGAGCGUGAGAAUGGAUCCAACCUGGCGUUCAUGUUUAGGCUUCCGUUCGCUGCCGGCCGGGUGUUCAGUAUCAGUAUGCUGGAUACGUUGUUAUAUCAGUCCUUUGUAAAGGAUUAUAUGAUAACAAUCACCAGGCUGCUCCUGGGCCUGGACACCACGCCGGGAUCCGGAUACCUCUGUGCGAUGAAAAUCACAGAAGACGAUCUGUGGAUCCGGACGUACGGACGGCUGUUCCAGAAACUCUGUUCCUCCAGUGCCGAGAUCCCGAUCGGGAUUUACCGCACCCAGUCUCAUAUGUUUUCAACAUCGGAGCCGCAUGACAUCAGAACGCAGUCUCAGAUCUCGAUCAACGUCGAGGAUUGCGAAGACACCAAGGACGUGAAGGAGCCGUGGACGGCGAAACCCAGUCACCGGAAUUCCACGUCCAGCGAGCCGUCGGAACACCCGCUGCUUCGCAGGAAGAGUAUGCAGUGGGCCCGGCGGCUCAGCAGGAAGGGGAACAAGCAAGCAAGCAAAUCUGCCGAGUGGAUCAGCCAGCAGAGACUUAACCUCUACCGGCGAUCGGAGCGGCAGGAGCUAUCGGAGCUGGUGAAAAACAGGAUGAAACAUCUUGGUCUGCCUACCAACGGCUACGACGAAAUGAACGACCACCAGAACACGCUGUCCUACGUCCUCAUCAACCCACCUCCGGACACGCGCUUGGAGCUCAAUGACAUCGUGUAUUUGAUCCGCUCCGAUCCGCUCGCCCACGUCGCCAAUGACUCAAACGCCCCAAAACACAGUAACAGCUUCAAAACGGAACAGGUGGGCAAUCCAGAGACCAGAGACGAGACGCAGCUAUGAGGAAGGGCCGGGGGGGUCGGCCCGGACUGUGCCUAUUCACCCCGCGUGCGCGGAAGGAAGGCGAAUCCAUAUGUUCUGCCGGUACCGUCAUCCGAGGGGCUGCUCGGCGCUCCUGAAUCUUAUGGGAUAAGUGGAAGAAGAUGGUCCUCGGAUAUCUCCACUGCCAUUAGUAAAAGGAACCUUCCUCGCGAUGACAUCAUAAGACUUUAUUGGGCAACAUGGCGGCUUUUUUGUACCGUUCCGUCAGAGGCCAUCGAACAAACCGGUCGAUUUCACCGAAAUCUCUGCGUCUUAAGUCCAUUUUCACAUUAUAACGUUAUUUAAAGCUUGCAACGGAACUCUCAUCUACGUUCUGUCAUUAACCAUUUGAUACAUAAUAUCAUCGCAUCAUCCCUGCAAGUGCUUUAUUCCUCCUGGCAUGAAAACAAGUCUGGAUUUAACCAUUUCAUGCUGAGCCGUUACAUACAACGUGUAACA
This is a messenger RNA of Spea bombifrons (plains spadefoot toad), 3993 nucleotides long. It is a transcript of the gene KCNT1, whose product is annotated as potassium sodium-activated channel subfamily T member 1. Gene Ontology annotation, biological process: potassium ion transport. The coding region runs from base 19 to 3516 and encodes 1165 amino acids. Lineage: Eukaryota; Metazoa; Chordata; Amphibia; Anura; Pelobatidae. Gene Ontology annotation, molecular function: intracellular sodium-activated potassium channel activity. The transcript has 30 exons. Gene Ontology annotation, cellular component: membrane. The record is from RefSeq and is a predicted model, not a curated record.